Molecule: messenger RNA, 864 nt
Organism: Lizanozyma spartinae
Lineage: Eukaryota; Fungi; Ascomycota; Pichiomycetes; Serinales; Debaryomycetaceae
Gene: PRY1
Product: Pry1p
Exons: 1
Coding region: 1-864 (287 amino acids)
Cellular component (GO): extracellular region
Source: RefSeq, a predicted model, not a curated record
AUGUGGAAAGCUUUCGGUACUCUUGUGGCUAUUGCUGCUAUCCAAGCUCAAGUUGAAGCUGCUCCAGCUCCUGCUGUUGUGACAAUUUGGCAAACAGCUACCAAAGUUGUAUAUGCUAAUGGAGAUGCAUACACCACCAUUCCUCCACUUUCUUCUACACCUUCUCCUAUAGCUGCUGCUUCUUCUGCGGCUGGCGGAUUUGACUUGGAUAACUUGUUGCAACAAGGCAAGAUUAGUGAAUGGUUAGCUUACUUUAAAGGGUCAUCCCAAACUCCAGAUGCCAACACAGUAGCAUUAUCUACGCCCUCUACUAUCGCUCAAGAUACUACAACCACUUCUUACCCUCCAAUUCAAGCCCAAGUAUCUACUAGUCCAAAUACACCUAGUGUUGCUACAACAUCGUCAUCUACAGCUGCUGCUUCCACCAAUACUGGAUCUUCUUCCCUUUCCAGCUUCCAACAAAAUAUUCUUGAUGCCCACAACGUUGAUAGAGCAAAGCACGGUUCUGGUGCCUUAACUUGGGAUUCAACACUUCAAUCUUAUGCUCAAGAUUACGCUGACAAAUACGACUGUUCUGGUGUUUUGACACAUUCCGGUGGUCCAUACGGAGAGAACUUGGCUUGUGGUUACUCUGAUGGUCCAUCCGCCGUUCAAGCAUGGUAUGAUGAAGGUAAGACAUACAAUUACGGAUCUUCUUCAACUUAUGACCAUUUCACCCAAGUUGUGUGGAAAUCGACUACCAAGCUCGGUUGUGCCUACAAGGACUGUAGAUCCAACAACUGGGGCUUGUACAUCAUUUGCUCAUACGACCCUGCUGGCAACGUUAUUGGACAAAGCGCUGCCAAUGUCUUACCUCCCCAAUAA